GGGCGCGGGCGUAGAGGGACCGAUGAGCGAGUUAUCUCACGUUAUCAUUGGGUAGUCGCUGACAUCCUUCCCGCGGUGAUAACGCGAUCGGCGCGGUGGCGAUCUCUUCCGUUCGUCAGCGGCAUGCCCGCGUCUUCCAGUCGUGCCCAGUGCUUUUCUUCCGCGCUCCGUUCCGUUCUCCCGAACCCCGUCCCCCUCGGGCUAUGGAUUUCAGCCCCGCCAUCGCCUUCGGGCUCCUCUCGCUCUUCCUCGUUGCCGAUGUCUCUCCAUCUAAUAACUGCAUAAAACUUGACAUCUUGGGCGGAACCGUCACCAUGAGACAAAUGGGUCGCAGAGCAAGAUUUUCAUGUAGGAAGCCUUAUCGUCUAUUCGGUCCAGCUUCGUCAACAUGUUUCAGAGGCCGAUGGUCCCCUGGGCCACCUAAAUGUGGAAUUGACUGCCCUAUAACCAGUGUAAAAAUGGUCAACCGCAGUAGGCUGUUUGUCUCAAGCUCAGUGUGUGAACGCGGCUACGAGGCUGUUCCAUUCAUAACAGCACAUUGUGAGGAUGAAACUGGACUGUCAAGCAAAUCUUAUCCGAUCUGCAUAGCUGAGGCCUGUGCUGAAACUUAUACAUUUUGUAAUUCUAAUGACUGUAAUGUAUUUGCCGCUAGGAACUUGAAUGAAUUGUAUGUUUCUUGCAAGCCUGGAUUUUCUCCACUUGGCCGUGAUAAAGUUGAUUGUGAUUCACAAUAUGGCCUCACUUUUGCUGGAUGCCGAGGUACACCCGUGCAAUUAUCUUGUGACUUUGAAUUAAUAUCGGAGCCCUACUGCGGAUGGGGCCGGCCAUCGGGAUCUGAUGAUGCUUUUUUGUGGUUUCGCAAGGGACGAGCACAAAGACGUGACCUUUUUGUUAGUCGCUCACUUUGGGAAACUUUACCCGCUACUGAUCAUACUUCAGAGGUAAAGGGAGGAGGUGGUAUGUCAGGUAGUUACUUGUACCUCCCUACAGCAUAUUUGAAGAUGGGUGACCGGGUUCGCCUCUUCUCCCCCGAGUAUGAUCUCAGAUCAAACGAAAGUCUCUCACACUGUUUUACUUUUUGGUAUCACAUGAAAAGCAGGUCAGUUGGGGAGCUAAACAUUUAUAUUAAUGACGAGCUACGGUGGACUAUAGCUGGUGAACAAGGCAGCGAUUGGAAUGAAGGAUUUGUUCCACUUCCUAAUGAUUUUGUUCAUAUUAUUGUCGAAGCUACUCGUGGCUAUGCAGCAGAUAGUUACAUUGCAAUCGAUGACUUUGCCAUUACCAACUCUCAACAAGCUGAAGAUCAUGAAUGUUUUGCACAAGACGCAGAGAAAAUCAAUGAAUCUGCUCCUACCACGCCAACAAAUGAGAUGCUAAACUCAGAUGAUGAUUCUGUAGAAACAACUGAUCCACCAGCUAAUGAACCAACACCCUCCGUACCUUUUAACAACACUGCGUCUCAAAAGAUGUCAUCCAAAGAAGUUACCACUAAUAGUUUCUCUCAAGAUACUACAAUCCCUGCAAAUGUUUCUGUAGAAACGAUGUCCUCUUCAAGUCCCCCAACUCCCACCUUUGGUACCUCUGGUCUUCCGCAAGGACUCUUUUCAAGACCGUCUCAUGAAGUCUCUAUUACCCUGAACACUACCAUCAAAGAGCAUUCAGUUGUCCAGACCAGCCCAAAAAAAAAUAUUAAUAUCUCCUCAGGUACCUCUCUAGAAACCUUUUCAAGCUCACAUCAUGAGAUCAAUGUAUUUUCGACUGCUGCUCAUGAUGUUUCGCAUGUUCCAGGCUGGCCGCAAGAGACAUCCAUCUCCUCAGAGACACCAAAAAUUACUUUGCCUCUAGUUGAGACGGUAACCUCACAAAGUUCUCUUGACUCAGUCUCAAUAAAAAUGGGGGAGUUCAAACCUCCUGAUCAUUCAAACACAAUCACAGAACCUUCUCUAGUCAAGAACUUAUCUUUGCUGACUGACAGCCCUGCAAAGCAAACCCUUUCUGAAAUGCUGACCGUGUCAACAAGCACGCUCACUUCUACCUUUCAAACUGCGGUCAGUGCUCAAUAUGAACUUGCAGACAAUAAGUCUGCUGUGGUGCAAAAAGCUGUAACCAUUUCUCAUGCAGAAAUUUCAACAUCUCCUCAGCCAAAACAAAGCCUCAGCCCAGAGGAGUCAUUAAAAACUUCUAUUGACUAUAAAAAUGAGAUAAUGCCAACCAAGUUGUUACCAGACACACUUGAAGGCGUACACUUCAAUGCUCACAAUAUCGAUAGAAGUAAAUGGGCAAUAACUAGUUCGAAUAUUUUACCAGUAACGGAAAGAGGAUUGGCGUCUGGUUUUUAUCCAAAGGACAGUGCAAAAACAAGUGAAAAUGAGUCAAUCAGAGGAAACAGUAUCGAAGGCUCAGAGACUGUCAGUGACACCCACUCGCUGUUUGAUGAUGCGCUGGAUCCAGAUUCUGUAGAUGAUACCCACUACUCAGACGUAGUCAAACUCUCUAGCCCAGAUAUGCAUAAUGGUGACAAAUUAUUUGUCUCAAAACCCCCUUCAAUAGGGACCAUUCAUGUUAACUUUCCCAAUGAUCUCACAAACGGAAUGGAUGAAGGUGAUAAUAGUCCAGCUAAAAGUGACUGCAGCUCAAUAAAUUGUGUCAGGCACGAUUUAAAUGAUGAAAUUUCCAAAAUUUCAGAAAGUCCAAUUUCUAAAGCUACAAAAAAUAAUGCGUUAUACAAAGAGAAUCAUGAGGGGCUUAAACCAGAAGUUUCAGCAGAAGGAUCAGGAGCAGAUAACUCUCUUAUCAAAGGCUCUCAGUUAACUACGACAAAAAUAAAUUCGAAGAUGCACUACUUCAUUGUAGCAGCGACAGGUAUUGUAUUGACUCUGAUGAUAAUUGCAGUUGUUUUUGUGUUCCGUAUUGCUAAGAAGCGCAUGAAAAGACGGCAACAAUCAGGUAUUCUGGACGAUGACUUUAGUAUCAAUUUGCAAUUAGCUAAUUCUAAAGAAAUUCUAAACUUUUCUUUGCUUCAACCGGAUCAGCUAUGAAUCAUUCGUCUGUACAUAGCAAUGAUCUGAUUUUUAACUGAUUAAUGAACUUAAAUUGAUGAUCCAGUCGGUUGACUGAUUUUGAAUUUUCACGAGGCUUUGUCAUUAAUAUACUUUGCCUAUAUAAGUUCUUUGAGGUGCCAAGUCUGGAUUUUUAGAAUCUAUCAGUGCUAAAAUAGAAAGAAGAUAGAAUUAGGAGUCCUGAAAAAUCAUGACAAUUGAAAUUUUAAUUAUAGGCUUGACUCGAACCAAAGGACUAUGAAUAUGACUUCUUUCCUUCUGAAUAAAUGAGAUCUACAUCUAAAAACCAGGUACAGAAAAAAGUGCAAUGGUUUGAUUGCGCAAUUUUUCCUUUUCAUCGCCAGUCUUUAUAAUUUUGUCCGUCAAGCCUUUAUAAUGACCUCAUUACCAUUCUUAUGGAGGAAAGAGGUUUACUUAUGUUUGCUCAGGGAAUGUUAACAAAAAAUAUGCAGACAGGAAUGCAAAAAAUGCUACAUCAGUACUUACCUCUGCGUUUCAAAUUUAUGACCAAAUAGAUUACGGCGUAGAAAUAGUGAUUGUUGACUCCAUCCAAAAUAAGCCUGCAGACAAGGAAUAAAAUAAGAAUUAAAACGUUCCUUUAACUGCAUGUUUUCUCCCCAUUUCAUGCAGGAAAUCUACUUUAAAUGUCCGAUUACCAUAUCUGAAUGGAGAUUUGCACUUUUUCACUGAACGCUGAUCCAAUGGGGAAGGCAAAUGACAUAAUGCAAUGGUUUUCUUUUAAAUAAUUUUAGUUGUGAAUAAACAAGAAAAAAACAUUAUUAACAAUAUACCUUGCUUAUGAGUCAGUUUCUGGACUUUUUUUGUGAAAAAGCCAUUGGAUCUAUUGUAUUUGCUCGCAGAUUACUGAACUUAGUUAUCAGCGAGAAUUUUAUCACUAAUUCUAUUUUUCGUUAAAAAUCUUGCCAAACUUUUUAGAGGUGCCUAUUUUGCGGCCUUUUUUGAUUAAAUCAAUAGUUCUGCUUGUUUGAAGACAAUAUGCAAUAGUCUAGUCAUCAUACUUAUUGUUCCCAAAUGAGACUCAUUUUCCGUAAGAUUUUAUUUCCCCUUUUAUAUUAUUAUUAUUAUUUUCCUCAUUUGUUUACUUUGCACAUGAUGUUUUCCAAUUGUGAAUAAAUUUUUACACUUUUUUUAUCAUUACUUUUUUUUUAAAAAAAUAAAGAAUCAUGAAACAAAACUUGGUAUAAUUCUAAUUGAAGGUGAAAUCAUGGU
Molecule: messenger RNA, 4289 nt
Organism: Bemisia tabaci
Lineage: Eukaryota; Metazoa; Arthropoda; Insecta; Hemiptera; Aleyrodidae
Cellular component (GO): membrane
Source: RefSeq, a predicted model, not a curated record